Messenger RNA from Rotaria sordida, 88 nucleotides. NCBI's taxonomy places the organism in Eukaryota, Metazoa, Rotifera, Eurotatoria, Philodinida, Philodinidae. The record is from the annotation of a GenBank genome assembly.
AUUUGCUGAUGGAUCUUCGAACUACACGUGUGCUGGUUGCACCUACGUUUCGAAUGUUACUGGUGGAGUGUGUCCAGGUUCGGGGUGA